CAUACUUGUUUGAUCGCAACAACGCUAACGGACAAUUUUAAUGAUAAUGGAAGCAGUUCAAUGUUCUUGACAAGCACGUAUUGCAAUGUGUAUGCAAAAUACAUCAAGUAAAUAAACAGGAAAGAACAAUAUUUGGAAAUAAGUCGGUGUGGUGCUGGUUAGAUUCACUGUGUCGCCAGACCAAGUUUUUAAGUGUUAGGCUAGUGCGGUGUUAAAAUUAAAAGGCAAAUCAUGGGUAGGGCAGAAUUUGUCAUCAUUGACUUCUAUUGACCUAAUUGUGACUGUUAUUGUAUUAAGUAGAUGGCUGACAUUUCCUACACUACAAGUCUAACGGACGCUGGCUGUGAGGAAGACACCACAAUGUAUAGGUCUAGACUUAUCUCUGGAAAUAAUAAUUUUAAUGGAUCUGUGAAAACAUGUGAUUUAUUUGUUCCUUGUUCAUAUGGAGGUGUGAAUCUUGGGAUUGAUGGCAUAGUUGUUAAAGGUGAACCUACGUCUAGAUUCUAGAUCUAGUUCUGGGACUACUUCUGGGACUACUUCUCUUUGUACUAGAUCUAGUAGUUUAAGAGAAGAUGUAAAACAUGACACUAUAGCCUGAGGGCAGAUGAAUCUGUGGAUGUUAAUGAGGAACAUCUGUCAGUAAAAGAAGAGCCCAGUUUUGAAUGGUCGUGUGACGUCAAGGCCGAGAAAAAUGGCGAACUGAACAAUCUCAGACACAGUGUAGUAAAAGAUGAACCUGUCUGUACACAGGAGGAAGACGUGAAACUUGUCAUUAAACCAGAGUGCCUCACAGAUAUAAUCUGUGCUGUGAAAACCGAACCACUAUUUGGACAUUUUCCUGACUUUGGUGAUGAAGUAAAACCAAACGUGGAGAAUUUUGUGAAAGAGGAAGUGUCAGAAUGGGAAGGUCCAGACUUUGGAGAGGUAGGAAAGACAGAAGGCCAAACGGGAGAUUUGGAGGAGACGUGACGUGUGUGCUAAGCCCGUGUUUGUUGAGGAUCACACGAGUCAGGCUGGAGGACUACAGCUGAAAAUCUCCGAUGUGAGGAGCUUGUGUAUGGUGCAAAGUUCCAGCCCGGACAUUGAUGAUGUUGUUGCAUCCAGUAGUCCAACUUCAACUUUCUCUGCCAAUACAGUCUCAAGUUUAGGAUCUGUUGUCUGGGCCAGCUGGGAUCAUGGUGAAAGUUCUGAUGUCUCGACUUACCCACAUGGCCCACUGACUUCCUGUCACCCGGUACAACAGGCAAAUGGAAUGCGGAGAAGACAAGGUGAAAGUUCAAGCUGCAGAUUUCAGACAGGACAAAGGGUCUAUCGAGAGAAUGUUGGCGGUGUUCCGAAAGAAACCUCUUCAAGUGACAUCGGUGCCAUGGAGAGAGUCUGUGACCUCCAUCGGAGUGUAGCGGACGACAAGCAGAUGUACGACGAAAAUCUCUACGAUGGUCAUGACACGAGUUUAAAUGACUGUGCUUUUGCAAGUAAAAUGAAAGCUGGUAACGUUGAUGUGGAAAGUGAUGUGUGUUGUAAGAUUGUUUCGCAGACAAGGCCAGGAAAACGUCUUCUCGGAAGUUCAACGCGUGAGUCCUGCGGCAAAAGUCGCAUGUUUUGCGAUCAUAAACUGUCCAGGGGUCAAGGUCAAGGUCGCGAUUUCAACCUUUCUUGUGCUGUGUCUUUUGCCAGUUGUACGAAUUCUACAGACUCUACUAGUACCACACCCCGAAAAGUGAACAAAGAGAUGGACGCCGGUUGCCGAGAUGUACCCCCAAGGUUUCCGGUCAGGGAAAGCAGAUACUCACGAGAACAAGCUCACAAGUGUAGUGUCUGUCUUGAGGUGUUUACAGAACUGGGUAACCUACAGAAACAGAAAAGAGCACACACAAGUCUACGGAAGCUCAAAAGGACACACACAGGAGAAAAACCUUACAAAUGUGAAGUUUGUGGUGCCACGUUUACAUGGAGUAGCCAUCUACAAACUCACAAAAGGACACACACAGGAGAAAAACCUUACAAGUGUGAAGUUUGUGGUGCCACGUUUACAUGGAGUAGCCAUCUACAAAGUCAUAAAAGAAGGCACACAGGAGAAAAACCUUACAAGUGUGAAGUUUGUGGUGCCACGUUUACAUGGAGUAGCCAUCUACAAAGUCAUAAAAGAAGGCACACAGGAGAAAAACCUUACAAGUGUGAAGUUUGUGGUGCCACGUUUACACAGGGUAGCAGUUUACAGCGUCACAAAAGAAUACACACAGGAGAAAAACCUUACAAAUGUGAAGUUUGUGGUGCCUCAUUUACAUUCAGUACCGUCUAAAAAGUCACAAAAGUACGCACACAGGAGAAAAACCUUACAAGUGUGAAGAUCGUGGUAAAAAACCUUACAAAUGUGAAGUUUGUAGUGCC
Molecule: messenger RNA, 2391 nt
Organism: Aplysia californica (California sea hare)
Lineage: Eukaryota; Metazoa; Mollusca; Gastropoda; Aplysiida; Aplysiidae
Product: zinc finger protein 235
Exons: 4
Coding region: 1058-2302 (414 amino acids)
Biological process (GO): regulation of transcription by RNA polymerase II
Molecular function (GO): DNA-binding transcription factor activity, RNA polymerase II-specific; RNA polymerase II cis-regulatory region sequence-specific DNA binding
Source: RefSeq, a predicted model, not a curated record